AUGCUGCUGCGAUAUUCAUUAAACAAUUCAUGGAGAUUUUUUCAGAGAACCGGUCAAUCUUUCAGGGGUUCAUCGGUUCGCAAAAUGUUAAUACCCACAAGUUGCAUAAUAUACCUGACGCAACAGCACAGGAGGCGCUAUAGUUUGCUUAAUGAGACCGUGGAACCCAGUCCUUAUGGUGAUACAUUUGAAAUGGGGCUAUACUUGACUUCACAGAGGGAAUUGCAGCAAAACAUCGAAGAAGCACGUCAAAGAAAGCUCAAAAAAUCACAUAACAUCCUUAGCUAUUGUUCUAGGAAAAUAUGGUAUAUUAUAAAAGAUGAAUUGUUGGAACCAAUAUUUACACUGCUACGAUUUUUAGAAUUGUCAGUAAUAUUCAUUCCAGUUUUGAUGGUCUAUCCAAUAUCCUUCUUUGGUAGACACCAUAGAUCAAACAAUGAUGAAUUUGCCAGUGAAACUGCGGGUUCACUUUUAUGGUAUAAGAUACUUCGUAAAGCAUUGGAGAUAGGUGGACCCAGUUUCAUUAAAUUGGGUCAGUGGGCAGGCUCCCGGACCGAUAUUUUUUCGAAGGGACUAUGUCAAGAAUUAGGUCAGCUACACAGUAAUGGCAAAGCACAUUCAUUGCAAUAUACAAAGGAUAAAAUUUGUGAAAGUUUGGGAGAUGAAUUUAAAUUUGAUGAUAUCUUUGAAGAGUUUAGGGAAACUCCCUUGGGCGUGGGCGCAAUCGCACAAGUUUAUGUUGGUAAACUGUCGGAUGAGUUUCUCAAACGAAAGCAAAUUAAAAGUCAAAUUGGUGAUAAUGGUAAAAGAUGGUGUGCUGUUAAAGUCAUACAUCCACAUGCCAGCAAAAAAGUAAACCGAGAUUUGCGAAUUAUGAGUUUCUUCGCUAAUACAAUAGACAUGAUCCCAACAAUGGUAUGGCUUUCACUUCCAAGUGAAGUUGAAAACUUUAGUAUUUUAAUGAGAUUACAGUUGGACUUAAGGAUUGAGUGUUUAAAUCUUGGCAGGUUCAAUGAAAAUUUCAAAGGUUCUUUGCAAGUCAAGUUCCCUAAAGGUUUUCCAGACUUUUCAAGCCGGGACGUUCUGUUUGAAGAAUACAUUCAUGGUUUCUCAAUGGAGCAAUUCUUGAGGGCUAAAGACGACUUGAAAAAUGUGGAGCUUUGUCAAUCUGUCAGCGGCCCCUUCAUUGAUUCCUUUUUGAAAAUGCUGAUACUUGAUGAUUUCGUUCAUGCCGAUUUGCAUCCUGGUAAUGUUAUGAUAAGAUUUGUCAAGACCAAUAGAUAUGAUACAAAAAUUACAUCUACAGAGGAAGAGACAUUCAAGAUUGUGGAUUCCCUGAACAAGAAAUUUAAAAAUAAUGAUCCUACUUUUAUUGAUGAACUUAGAGAAGAUCUGACAGAUUUUGAACCUCAAAUUUGUUUCAUAGAUGCUGGACUGAUUACUGAAUUAAAUAAAAAGAAUAGGACAAAUUUCAUUGCAUUAUUUAACGCUCUGGCGAGAUUUGAUGGAUAUCGUGCCGGAGAAUUAAUGAUUGAAAGAUCAAAGACCCCUGAAACGGCAAUUGACAAAGAAAUGUUCGCAUUCAAGGUCGAGAAGCUAGUUAACAAAGUGAAAAAGAGGACAUUUACUUUAGGGACUGUUUCAAUAGGCGAUUUGUUGGAUCAAAUGCUCAGUAUGGUUAGAUCACACCAUGUAAGAAUGGAGGGAGAUUUUGUUUCUGUAGUUGUUGCUAUAUUGUUGUUGGAAGGAAUAGGUCGGCAGCUGGACCCUGACUUAGAUUUAUUUGCAAGCUCAUUACCGAUAUUGAGAGAAUUCGGAAUGCAAAGAGAAGCUACCAGUUUACUUAAUGACACUAGUACAUUUUCCAUGUUAAAGGUGUGGAUAGGACUAGAAUUGCGCUCGUUAAUGAGCUCGUCAGUAAGAAGCAUAUUUGAACUGAUAAAGAGUGACCAAUUGUGCCCCAACUAUUAA
Zygotorulaspora mrakii is the source of this 1971-nucleotide messenger RNA. It is a transcript of the gene CQD1, whose product is annotated as Cqd1p. Lineage: Eukaryota; Fungi; Ascomycota; Saccharomycetes; Saccharomycetales; Saccharomycetaceae. The transcript has 2 exons. The record is from RefSeq and is a predicted model, not a curated record. The coding region runs from base 1 to 1971 and encodes 656 amino acids. Gene Ontology annotation, cellular component: mitochondrion.